Molecule: messenger RNA, 28528 nt
Organism: Porites lobata
Lineage: Eukaryota; Metazoa; Cnidaria; Anthozoa; Scleractinia; Poritidae
Source: the annotation of a GenBank genome assembly
AUGGAGAAACACCGAAGUAUUGAAUUUGUCAUACCGCGAGACAAAUCUCCCCUUCUGAAAGAGACGAUCGAACGAGUAUGCUCUCUUUUCGGCGUCAACAUUUCACUGCCAAAUGAUCUACCUUCCAACGAAAACCAGUGGGUCUGUAUAAGUGGGUCGAGCGAGGAACGUCGUGGUAAAGCGAAGAGCUACAUAACUUCUCUUUGCGGCAAAGACUCGGUAAGACAUCGUGUGGACCUUAAGAUACCUGGUCGCUUGUUUGAUGAUCUGAAAAACGGGAGGGCCGGCGAGGAGCUAGAAAGAUUCGCUGGCGCCGUGUUGUCGUUUAAUGAUUCGGAAGUGUACGUGCAGGGCGAAGAUAUUGCAGUCGCAUUGCUAGAGUCUGAAAUCCAGCGACGGAUCGUUGCUUUUACUGAUGGUAACGAACUCAAUACUUGCUCCGCGAAGUGUGCAGAUAGUGAUGAUCUAGUGCACGAUUCUGCCGAAAAUAUUCCCGAACUUUCGGCAGUGGCUGGAAGUACUAACACGGACAUUGCACCUUCCAUGAGGGAAUUUGCACAUAAACUCAAUUACACAGAUAAAGAAAUAAACGUAGUCAUAAGAACAUUUGGAACAGAAAUCAACAUAAACCAACUUCUUCAGGAACUCGUCAAAAAUUCCGCUUCGACGCUUCAGCUUAGUUCUGCUUCAGAGGACAUGUUUCCUGUUGCUCGCGGAUGCUCUGCUCCUCGAGAAGUUGCUCGCGGAUGCUCUGCUCCUCGAGAAGUUGCUCGCGGAUGCUCUGCUCCUCGAGAACCGCGGGUCCUAUACACGCGGGGCGCCAUUCCCGCCAACUCAACCCGCGUAGCUGCGAUUGUCGAAGCUGAUAAUCAUGUUCCAUUCCAGGCAGACCUCUUGCGGCCAAUCGUUAUCGAUGGUAGCAAUGUGGCCAUGAGUCAUGGAAACCAGCAAGUGUUUUCUUGUCGGGGCAUAAAACUUUGCGUUCAGUUUUUUAAGAGAAGGGGACAUACUGACAUUACUGUCUUCGUGCCAUUAUGGAGAAAACAAGAACUUCGACCAGAAAGUCCCAUUGCGGAGCGGGAAAUUCUGGAUGAACUCUCUAGACAAAACGUUCUUAAGUUCACGCCUUCACGAAAGAGUGGUAAUCGCCUUAUUGUGUGCUAUGACGAUAAAUAUACUGUUGAGUUAGCCGAUCGAACUGGCGGGAUCAUCGUUUCCAACGAUGGUUUUCGAGACCUCAUCAAAGAGAAUCCGCGAUGGAGGGAGACCAUUGAGCAACGAACACUGAUGUACACUUUCGCUGGAGAUCUUUUCAUGCCUCCGGAUGAUCCCCUGGGAAGGAAAGGACCAUCCUUGGACGACUUCCUGAAGAAAGGCUCUGCGACGCACCCGAGAAUCUGCCCAUAUUUAAAGAACUGCACGUUUGGUAAUCGCUGCAAAUAUUACCACCCCGAAAGAGACACCCAAAGACAACAGGAGAAAGCCGCGGUGAGAAAUCCACCUGAAAAUCCCGAGCUCCCUACAGCCAGUCCUUCUGUCACAGCAUCUCCUACAUGUCAAUCAACAAGGACUUCGACCAAUGGGAUCCACCCAAGGGUGGGUGACCCAAGGGUUUCCAUUGCGACUCCUGGUGUCCAACGUAGUUGUCAGUCAACUGCAUCCUCAGCCAAUGAGACUAGGAACCCUGCAGGAGAGAGAUUUCAUUCACGUAUUGAACAUCGUGGACAGCCCAAUGAUAUUUUAGCUCGUGGGAGUGGGCAAGUCAGCGCCCCCUCGCACGCAUACCCUUGCGUUCCAAGUGGAGAAGAGUACUACCCGUGCUAUCCGUAUUAUGGCGAUUACCAUAAUGCAGUUCCUUCAGAUUACAGAGCCAGAAACCUCCCGUAUCAGGACCCAGCUCCUUUGUAUCACCAUGACGUGAGCCAGUAUUCUCCGCUCCCACCUGCCCAGUGGCCACGGCCAUACAAUCCUCAAGUCCCUUACCCUCCACCCUCGGGUAUUGGAUAUCCCGCGGGCACGUACAUGCAUCAGUACUUUGAGCCUGCGCCAGUUCCGUACCGCAAUUUCCAAGGAGACCAGGGACUGCACCGGGAUCAAGUAGACAGUGGCACGUCAGGGGAUUCUACUGCCAGAAUAGAACACUUUGACGGUUUAGUUGAGAAACUUAAGAACGUUUUCAAAGACUUGGAUGAAGAGUUAAUAAUCCGUGUUCUGCGGGACCACCCGAAAGAGUGCGCGGACAAAGAUAUUAAUAAAUUAGCAGAUUUCAUACUGGAAACCACUUCAUCCCAAACCUGAGUUUUUUAUAAAUGAAGAAGACUUCAGUUUAUUUUUUUUGUGCGUAAGGAAUUUAGCCGGCUUUUUUAACGCUGUGCCACGUCUUGGUGAAAAUGACACGCUUCGCAUAGGUAGACUCUUCGUUUGACAUGUUUGUCAUUUUCCCCGCUUUAUAGCAACGCUAAAUGAAUUCUUGUUAAGCCUAUAACUUUGCAAUUUUAGGAGUAGAACUUCCUCCAGCGGUUAUUAAAAGCAGUUUACUUUUUGCUAAUGCUCUAUUGCAAGUUGCUCUUCUUUCAGUUUGUAAAUAUUCUACGCAGGAGAAUAAAGUGAGCUUUACUAUGAAAUGUCUCUCUCUUGAACUAAGAUUAUGGCCAACUAGGGUUAGACACUCUUUGUCCGAAGGAUGUGACUGAGCAGAUAUUUGAUGAUAAUGUUUAAGCAGUGCACACAUCCUAGCGAGUAAAAAGGGUGUUAUAGACGAUGAAAUGUGUCGUCACGUCCUCAUAUAUCGAGCCAGAAUCUCUGUUACAAAAAUACGUGGUGGGCGUCAACUUGAUUACCUUUUCGAUCAAAGAUUCCGUUUCGGUUGUACCCUUUAAAGUCUUAACCCUUUAAGUCCCAAUAGUGACCAAGAUCAAAUUUCUCCAAACAAUAUCCAUACACUGUCAAGAGAUAAGUUAUGACAAUUAAUAAAAUUAUCAUACAAGAGAAUAUGCGUUGAUCUAUUAUAAAAUUCUCUCUACUUAUGGAAAUGUAUAGAGAUCAGUUUGGAGAAUUUGUAUGUGGAUACUGGGGCUUAAAGGGUUAAGGGUGGUUAAAAAACUACGGGUAGGUUAGUCUUUCGUCUCUUCCAACAGGAAGUAAUGCAGAGCUGUUUUACUGUUUGUAGUGAUCGAUUGAUAGAUGAAAUUAAUACUUCUGCAGAACACACUUAAACUUGCUUCGACACGUAUCUUUGCGGGCACCUCAUUGUGUUUCUGGAGAAGGGGAAAUAAGUAUUCGUAAUUAUCCGGAAUCAAUAAACCCGCUUUGUUGUGAAGUUCAAGGUGAUCUCUUUAUUUAACCCACGCAACUGGUAAUUCGCCAGGAAUUGAAUUUGCGAAGAGAAUGGGGACGAGGAAGUUAACAUCUGCCCUCCCUCCCUCCACCCCCCCACCGCUUGGGAUUCAAUCGUAGCAAUAUCGAAAAAGUUGCAAUGCCAGCUAAGCUUAAAUUAUCAUGUUUACAGGCUCUCUUUCACGACUUUGGGAAAAGGGCCGAAAACGCGUAAAGGCGUAAUACGCAACAGAAGAGCCGUUCAUAGGCUUCCUCAAAAUUGAUACACUAGCUGCUUUCGCGCUUAUUUACCACUGGCUAAAAAGGGUUGCUGUUAGCUUAACCAGUUAAACCCUGAUAUCAAAAUUGAAAUUCUCAUUUGUUGUCCCUAUACACUUCCUUUCGAAGUAGUGGGGAGAAGUUGUUAGAGUAUCAAUUAAAUUCAUCUUAUGUGAUCAAUCCUUUAAUUCUUGUGACCAUAAUGUUUUAUGGAGCAAAAAUAUUACAAGGAAAAAAUUGAUGCUGAUCACACCUAAGGGAAUUAAGGUUAGAGGUGCCUUUUCUUAAAACAGGAGAAAGAGUCCGCCAGGAGGAGUUCAACAAAACUGUGCGGUCUGGAAAGAGAGACGUCAGCGGACACAGAAAUAUACACAAAGGUGCGUAUGCAAUAUUAUUGUCAUUUAAUAUAUAUUACGUAGUCUCCUUCGCAGCCAUUUUUAGGCUCGUCACGCAACGCUCCUCUUCCUGCGAAGGAGACUAUAUAUUACGAUGAUGAAAUCGAAAUGUCCACACAUCUCGUACACUAACUAUAACUGUGUCGUAAGACCUAUCGAAACGUAACAAUGACAUUUAGAGUUUUUACAGCUAAUAACAUCGCGGCUUAACUGACAGACGACCAGUAACAUCGCGACUUAUUUUAAGACCUAUCAGUUCAAUAAGCAGAGUUUAAUACCAUCAACUGACGUGAUACAGUUAACCAAGCAACAAAAUCAAAGGAAAAUUAAGAAAAUCUCAAGCCUUUCCGUUCUUCAUCAAAAAACUUUUAUGUUGCAAACUAUUUAAUACUGGUGUAAACGAAAAUAAUUGCCCGCAAAGGACCCAUUUUUUUGUUCAUUUGCUCCAAGGUUAAUGGUAAGAACGCUGGCGGGUAUUCGUUUCAUCUGCGUUGUCGUCGUGUAAACGCAUGAAAAAGGCUUGCUAAUUGGCAAUACGGAAUGAAGGAACUACGAAGGGUAUUAAAAAGGAAAAGGAGAUUUCUGCACUACGCGCAAUAUUAGUAUUACUCGAACAGAAUAGACAAGAUGCUAAUUGAAGGUGGGGUAAUAGUUAACAAAUACACAAGCCUUGACUUUGCUCUGUCCUGUUGUAAAGCAACUAUAGCACACAGGAAGCGGCCAGAGCACGCUUUUUCAACCAAUAAGAGUGCUCGUUAUUAUAUCUGAACUUUAUUGUAAAUUGUGCUAAUCGUUUAGCCCAUAUGAAACUGACUUCUUACUUAGGACAAAACGUUAGGCUGGGGGAGGGGUAGGUAGGCAGCUUCCCGGAAUCGUCUAGUAUUUCACUGAAAAACCUUGCAGACUCAGAAGUGGAGGAGCCUCCUCAGAAAAGACAUAAAAGCUCGUCACGUAAAACAGAUAACUCAGAUGACUCAGACAGUAAGCAAAAUUUCCACCGAGACGAUCCGCAGAUUGGUGUCUGUCUCCAGUAUCUCAGGUGGGUAACGCCGCUUUAUAAUGAAUACCCCCCUCUCAAAAAAGCCCCUCCUUUUCUGGGGAAGAAAGUUGAGAAGGCCCCCUCUCUUUUAAGCCCCCUCCCCCUUAUUAUUCCUCACUAAUAAAUAGAGAGACUUUAUUAAUCAACCUCGUGUGAACUGAUCCGGGAUGGUUUAUUCACCAACUGGAAGUUUGGAUUUGUUUUGUGAUCUGCUGCAUAACCUCCAACUUCUUCUACUUGCCCUUUUCCUCUUGGUUUGUAUUUUGGUUCUUCAUGGAGAACUUAUACCAUCGUCUUUGCUAAAUUAAAUAAGCACCCCUCUCAAAUAUGGCCCGUUUCUAAUAAGCCCCCCUCAAAUGUGUUUGAAAUAAAUAAGCUCCCGGGGGGCUUAAUAGAGGAUUGACGGUGUACCCCUGGGUUUUGAGACAACUAUAUAGCCCUCGCUCCUACUCCUGAGUUCGAACGUAACUUUGCAGUAUAUCGGUGAAUCUUAAUAGUUUCAAAUAAAUUUUUUACCCAGAAAAGUCGAAUUCUUUAUUCCUUGACAGAUCAAAUGAUUGCAAAUUAUAAACAUAGAACUUUCUUUCUAUCGUUCAUAUCAGUCUUGAUGAACAUUUAUUCGUUAAUGUCAUAUCCUAAUCGCAGGUGCACGGAGAGGCAGAAAUUUUUUACCUAUGUUAUCGAUUAUGGUAAAUGACUCACGUACUUCAGUUUUACAUGCAUGCACGAUCACGUACACGUCCUCGGUAGCGCAACGUUUUAGGCUUAGAUAGAUUUACCAUUGGCAUGGACAAUCCUCUUGUUUGCUUGUUUCUGUUGAAUUCUGCAACUAAGAUUACAGCACAAUUUUUAGGCAACAAAAAGGAAGUACGUGAUGUGAAACUAACAUAGAUUGAAGCAGAUCUUCCGCAGCUGAACCGUUUUUCAUUAAUGCUGCUAGCCUGUUAAUUGACGAUAGGGAGAUUAAGGGUCACAUAUUAUGGCGCACGGAAAAUGAGGCACUGACGCUCGCUCUAAUUUUGUCACUGAACAGAUACGCAUUAAGGUGAUAAAUUAAAACUGUUAAAAAAGGAGAAUCAGAAUCAGAAAGAGAGUAGAAAAAAAAAUUCUUUACAUGAACAGGUCCAAUAGCUUGAAAGGGUGUGUUAGAAUUGAGAUUUUUCUGUGUGAUCCUCUACGCGACAAGACUAUAUAUGAUCUGGUCACAACCCCCAACAAGGCACGUCUUAAGGUGUUUCGAUACAGUUUUUCAGAGGCCAUACCGAUAUUUUUCAAUCGCCUUAAAAGUGUUUUUUCCUUGCCCGAUCGCUAUAAAAUUUUCACCAGUAAUUGGCUAUGGAUUGAAAUUUGUGAAAAUGUUAGUUUUAAGUAAAAUCGAUAUUACUAUGACAACAAUAAACAAAAUACUUUGAAAUUGAAAAAAGCCGAAUUUUGUGUAAUCUAGACGAGCUACUGAAAAUCCAACACUAGGAACUUAAAGUCUGGUGUUUAGCAAACAAUCUGCGUAAGAAGUAAAAAAUUCUCUAUGUUUGAAUUCGACUAAAGCGAAAAUAUAUUUCAAACCUGAAAUUUUCAAUAGCCAUGUUAGAUUAUUUAAUAAAAAUGUUAUAAAUGACUCAAAUUAUUCUCAAGUAGCGGCAAAAUAUAUCAUAUUUCGAUGCUAGGAAAUUUUGGUGUAUUUUCGUUCUUGCGAUCUUUAAAACUAACCCGUUUUCUCACCACCUGUCUAAGUGGAACUUCGUUCAAAAUUUAGACUUUUAUCGCUUUUUUGUAUAUCUCUGAAACGACUCGAACGAACUUUUUUAAAUCUCUUCACAUAAUCUUCAUAAUGUAUAUAAUAAUGUCUGAAACUUUCAUUAAGAUUGAUUCAGUGUAACACCUUGAAAUUUCAAGACAAACCUAUCCUACGAACCUGUCAAAAAUAUGCGUCACAACAUUCACUGUUUUGACGUUAUGCUAAUGUUUCCUAUCUAUCUAUCUAUCUAUCUAUCUAUCUAUCUAUCUAUCUAUCUAUCUAUCUAUCUACCUACCUACCUACCUACCUACCUACCUACCUACCUACCUACCUACCUACCUACCUACCUAUCUAUCUGUCUGUCUGUCUGUCUGUCUGUCUGUCUAGCGGGAUGCAGGAUGUGCACAUCAACCUAGUUUAAUCCUAGUUCCCACGAGUCUGUUGUAGCUCAGUGGUAGAGUAUAUGGACAAGUAACUAGGAGGUCAUAGGUUCGACUCCUGAGUAGCCUGUGUCACUAACUGAAAAAAUACCAUUAUCAUGAUUUUGGUUUGUUUUUCAUUGUACAGGAGCUGUGACGAGGAGCAGGAACUGGUGUCUGGCGAAAUGAAAAACAAUUCCCGUGUUGAACACCCUGGUCGGGAACAACUUUCUGAAAGGUACAGUUAACGUUUUUUUUCUAGCAAUUGGUCAUUUUGAGGUUGUUCUCGAAUGGUAAUCUUCUCAACAAAACAGGAAGGCGCCACGCAACAAGCACCCAGUCCCCUCCGCAACCUCAAAAUAACCAACAUCUCCUUCUUUUUAAUUGUCUAUUAUAAAGGUGCAAAAUAAAGUUUGCAGGAAAGUUCUGAGGUCAAAAUUGGUCAACAAAAACAGUCCAAACAGUUUGUGCAUUGGUUUGGAUUGUUUUUGUUAAAAAUAAAAAAACCUUUGUGAGUCAAAAUAAGUAAAAAGCGAUGUUAAUUAGUUAUUCGCAACCUCAAAAUAACCAACAUCUCCUUGAAUUGCUGAAAGCAGCCACUCUUGUGAUUAAGAAGGACUGUUACUAACGAUCCGGUUAUUUUAAUGCAUUAAAAUUAAAAAUGAAUAAUUACUUAAAAUUCGAAAAUAAGCCCCGGGCUUAUAUUUUGCUUUAUUUUUUUUAUUCGAGGGGCUUAUCUACGGAGGGAAAUUUUUUCAAAAUCAAGUGUUCAAAAUAAAUUGUUUGAUUGUUUUUUGCGUUACUGGUUUCGGGGGCUUAUAGUUGGAGGGGUUUAUACACGGAGGGGCUAAUUUUCGGAACGUUACGGUAUUAGAGCAGCUAUAAACUAAUAUUUAUAAAAAAUUUCACUUUGAAAGGGCUCUUCGUUCUGUGAUACUGUACGCUUCAAUUUCUAAGCUUUCGCUUGAUGUGAUAUUUACAUGGCGGCCGAGAGAAUUGUCGUUUAGGUUGAAAUAGUGACUUAUUUUGGGGGAUUCUUGGUGUCCAUCAGGAUGGGCCCCAACUUGGCGUCUCCAUUGAAAGCUCUAUUAAUUUGUGUUAAUCAUUUCUCCGAAUAUCUCGCCUAUAAAAAAACUGAACUGACCUGAAUCUUGCCGAGGGUCUUUGCAUAUUUACCUCCUUUCAUAUUCCAAAUUCUGGACUUAAUCUGUUGCUCAGUUUUGAUUUUUAUUUUUGAUGGCGUGACAGAGAAAACCAGCAUUAGUUUUGAAGGGCUUGGUAAUAAGUAGAUGAUUUAGUCUGGUUUCAUGAAAAUCAUUGUCGUUAAAAGAAGAACGAUUAUCAUUUGCAGCAGCUUACAGUCCUUCGUUGGCUUUUUUUUAUAUCCUUGUUUAGUUGUUCCUCUUUCCUCUUUAAACAUUUUCAGCACGAGAAAUGUAUCGAAGAUGAAUGGUACGAUGUGGGAAUUGGUCAGAAAGUACAUCCGCUGUUCCUCUCGCACCACUAUCGGUCACAUUAAAAAGUACCUUAAACUUAAGCUGAAACUUUCCGCUGUCGAUCAGGUAAAACAGAAAAAGAAAAGCGACGACUAAUGGGCUAUUUCCGAGUUGCAGUAACUCUCACUUUCAAAACGAGGCUAAGUGCAAAAAAUAAGUGUUAUUUACAUGAGAACAAAAAGUCAUUUUCACAUCAAUGGUAUCGCACUUACCCUCGCUUUGAAACAGAGGCUAGGCAAAUUAGAAAAGGCCUAUUACCGUGGCCCGUAACAGUCCCUUCAUGACCCCCGAAAGAUCGUCUCUGACUCUUUUCGAUCAGCAUUGCGGGCUUGUUGGAGUCUCUAUAAACUGCUUUUCGCAGUUAACCACUCGCUCACUCGUUUACCCGAAAGUUAAACAUCUUGCUACUCAAUUAUACACAUAAACUUUGCGCGCUACAUUACGCCAUUACUCGUUAGCUAAGAAGUCUAGAGUCUGCUUAGAAAUGCGAAAACGGUUUCUGUAACUAUAUGUCAUAGUUUGUGUUAGACAGCGGGUUUCGAAGGAAUUUUAUUGAAACGAAUUUCACGCCGGUCCAGAAAACACCCUGUUCAAGACGCUAAAUGAAAGUGUAUACCCUGUUUAAGUGCUCACUCCGCGAAACCCAGACCCUCUUCGGCGGCACAUACACGUUCAGACCAAAUAAGGGAGUGUCCCCCGCGUUCUGAACCCCCUCCUUUACAACAGAAGUUUGAAUGAGGGCUGUUCUUUGAUUUCAGGUUGAGGUGAUGUGUAACGGUGAAAUUAUGGGUAAGGAUCACACGCUGGAGUUCGUCUUCAUGACAAGAUGGCGGAUACAGGUAAAUGAGGGGAAAGCAACAAUGAAAGUAAAAGUAUACUAUAAUGUGUUGCACGCUCAGCGGAGUUGACUUAACAAAUCUAGCAGUUCGUGGUGGCGCCCUGGCGGCACAAAUCUACAAUUGGCGUCAAAAUUAGUUGAGAGACUUUGCCCGAAAGGGCCUUUCUGACGGUUUACCGACUUCAAAAGGAGAAAUAAAGCUUUCCCUCGUCCAUCCCCUCCAUGCAGUGUUGUGCCGCUUUUCGACCUGUAGAAAACAACAAACACCCCAACUUUGAAUGGAGGUGAGAGGAGAGUGGUGUGGAUUGUUUUUUUCUCUGAAGUUCUCCUAUUCGACAACAAUGUCUCAACAAUUUUGUCGCCGAUUGUGGGUCUUUGCGAAAAUCUACCGUACUGCGACACAAGAAAAAAUGAGAGACUUCUCGCAGUCUAAUUUUGUUAUACAGUAAGACCCCGCGACUAAGAACCUGGAUUUUUCCAAGUUAGCCGAAACAUUUUCUUACAUAAAUGGCAGCACAAGGUUAGGCUAUUUAGGUUCUUAUUUUCUGAAGAAAAAAUGCAGUAUAGCCAAGAGUAAAAAUAAAUAAAAUCUGCAUAGCAAAUUGGAAGUUAUGUAAAACUGACCAUAAAGAGAAGAAGUAACCAUUGACCUCAUUGACUACAUUGGCAUGUAAAUUACAGUUGGAGUGAUAAGGCACCUAUGUCUCCAAAGAGGAUUCUGAAUGUUGACUUAUCAUAUUUGGUCAAGUGUACAGGUUCUCAUAUAGAGGGGGCAUAACUGGCACAUUUUAGCCCAAUAGGGUCGUAUAAUCCACUGCAGGUUCUUAGUUGCGGGGUUCUACUGUAUUCCCCCAAGCCUUAAAGCCAGGAAUAAGUUUAGUAGAUUAUCGAAUUUGGUCGAUUAACCUAAGAUAUAAGAUUUACCAUUCAGUUUCUUUCUAAAUACUGAACUCAUUUCCCUUUUUUUUUUUGCAGGGCAACAAAAUUUUAACCCUCCAGUAUCGACCUAAACUGGAUUUUCUCUGACGCUAUAAAUUAGGAUUGGAAUAAAAAAGUAUUUAUAUAUAAUAUAUAUAAUCAUGAAAAAAAAUUAGUCUUCGAGACGUUACAAGACACUUUUGUAGAAUUACAAAAUAAAAAACCGAAAAUGGCAAGAAACAAUUUUAUUGAAACGAGGAAUUUACCUUGGUUUAUAGUCUUUGUUAAGACCUGAUAAAAAACACACUUCUCGGAGCGUUUCUAACUUGGAUAUCGUUCUUUUCAGUUUCUUGUUUUAUUUUAUUAUUAUUAUUUUUUUCAGUUUUAUUGUUUUUAGAUUUCACCUGAUAGUGCCGUUGGUAUUUUGGCGUAUUUCACUUUAGAUACUUACAGAAACUAACCUCGUGAAAUGGAGUUUGUUUCCUCCUAUCCAGUGAUCUUCAGUAGCUGACUUCACUGCUCGCAUAUAUUUUCCGAGCAUAAAAUCGGUAACAAAACUAUCGGCGAUCGCAAGCCCUGACUCGUGCUCCGAAUUUAAGCCCGCGUCCACUUCUUACGUUCAUCGAAUAGAAAAAACAACAACAACAAAAAAGGAGCUGAGAAGAGUCAAAGGCGUAAAUGCGAAUCCAAACUGUUGAAAAACUCCCGACUUAUCAUGAAUUAUAGACAGAAUCCGAGGCCUCGUCCACACGAAUCCGCAUAGUUUUUUCUUACAAGAGUCGGCCUUUCGUCCACACGAGCCACUGAAUCCGCUCAAUCAUCCGUCGCCUAGUAUAGACCUUUUCACGGUUUUUUCAUCUUUUGACAUGGACAAGUUUGGGAAAAUCCGUCGACACCACUGGAAAGAGCGCCUUAAUGUUAGUAAAAUUGCCAAAUUUGAAAGUGAUACGUCUUAAGUGCUCGAAAAUAGAGCUCCGCAAUUUUGCGAAAAUUUACAGACGUUUGUAUGGUGGUGUGGUGGUGGGGCAAGUUUGUGCUCCCCACCAUACCAACGUCUGUAAAAUUUCGCGACCUUGGAGGAGUUAUAUCUUCGUUAAUUUUCAACAAAUCACUUUGAAACUUGGCAAUUUUACUAAUAUUAAUGCGCUCUUUCCAGUGGUGUUGACGGUUUGUCCCUAACUUGUCCAUGUCAAAAGUUGGAAAAAAAAACCGUGAGAAGGUCUAUUCGUAUUAGAAAAUGUUAGGUUUAAAAAAUUUCCAGAUUCGUGUGGACGUGACUUGGGGCGGAUUCAUUUGCGGCAUGUGCGUAUAGUCGUCGCAUUUUGCCCGUUGGAUUUUUUUAAGCUUAAAAGAAAUUCCAUCGAGCAAAUACGACAAUUAUACGCUUAUGCUUCAAAUGAACUCACCCCUACUACGAGGAUUGCAUUGUAACAUGCAAAAUGGAUGUUGUAGGUAGUACGAUAGACGAUUAAAUCUUUGCGAAGGAUGCAGUCGAAGCCACGAAUUUUUAUAGAAAAGAAAUAAACAGCGCAUUUCUUACUUGUUUCGUUAUCUUAAAUUUAUUUAAAAAAUAUUUGUGCUUUGUAAGCGUGUUUUGAAUGUUUGUAAGAAUAUUCUGCUCUAAAGAAAUGUAAAGUUUGUAAAGAAUAAAAUUAUCAGAGUAAUAUUAAGACUAAAGCUAUGUAAAUAAAUGGCUUUUAAUUAUUUGCAGAUAUGUCCAGGUGUAAAGUUUUUAUCACGAUCCUAAUUAUGUUUGGUAAGGAAACCAUUUUUUAUCUCAUCAUAACUCAAGAGUUAAUCCAGUGACACUGAUACCUUCCUCAAGAGAGAUUUCCCUAAACAAGGUCAACUCGAGAGCGCAAUGGUAUUUCGUUGGCAACUAUUUUGUUUGCUCUAAUAUUGAAGAAUUGACAAUUAAGGGUUUUUUUUCAUUCUAUCCGUCCAUACUCGCGGAGUUCCUUGUGGUCUCCUUUACUCGCUGAACUCGAGCAGAAGAGCCAACACGAGCAAGAUACAAGGAUUUUUACCUUUGGGAUUUUCUAUUUUCGAAUGCCUAGAUAUACAUAAUGCACUUUCUUUACCUCUCAGUUUCUUAAAAAAGGUCUUGGAACGAUUAUGAAACCUAAAAGAAACUGGAAACAGUACUAAUGGAAAAUUUUGGUGUGCAGCAAAAUGUACAUGUACUGUGGGCAAUUGAGAAAUAGAGAAUGAUCACAAGGAAAAUGAAGGCACAGAGGCAUCAAAGUCUGGCCUAGAACGUAAAUUGUUUGUUCUGCCCAGAGGUAGCCAGUCGCGCCUGAAGACUGAUAUAAAUUCUCAAGAGACGAUUGUUACUCCAAAGAGAAAAUUGAAAGCAAUGUUUAUACAAAAUUUUGUGGGGAAAACAAAAUUGCAUUGUGGGGAACGUGAAAGUCGCAAAUAGAUUCUUCUCUUCAGUUUUCGCAUGUUCUUAUGCUGUUAAAAUACCGCUGGAUGACAUGUACUAGGUUUUUUGUGUCUGGGUCGGGGAUUAAACCAGCCCCUCAUCGCAGGCUUGGAAAAAUUUUACCUGGCAAGGGACCAUUACCAGGUCCAGGCGGUUGCGUCUCAUUAAACAAUAAAAAGUAGCUUUAAGGACCCAGGCAAUCGAAUGAGUCAACCAGAGUUAAAACUUGACGAAAAAAAAGUAUUCGGCUCAAACUUCGUGCUAUUAAGUAACAGUCGCUUUUGAUUCUGAAAAGGAACACUUCACAGGGGCGUACGGAGGAUUUUGUGAUAGAGGGGGCCCAGAGAUAGAGUAUACAGUGGCAAUGUGGGCGCGAUAGCGCUCAUCAGGACUGAGAACGGUGCACUUUAGUAGGGAGUUUCGGGCGCAUGCUACCCUGGGUACCAGAGGUUUUCCUCGCGUGCGACAAAAGUCUCUGGCACCCAGGGUAGGCGCAUGCUCCUCCGGGAAAAUUCUCUGAAAGUUCUCUGAGAUGCAAUCUGGUGCAUUCUGGACCCUUGAAUUUAGCAAAUGCCUGGAUUCCAUAUUGAACAUCCGACACACGUUUACAAAAGAAAAAAAUCCCGGACAAAAGGGGGGGCCCCCUGGGCCCACCCCUAAAUCCGCCCUUGCUUUAGCCACGAACAGGCAUUCCCCAGUUGCUACCGAUGUCAGACAUUUAUUAUUAGGUUGUAAUGGUGUCAUUUUGAGAGUGGUUGAGCGAGGAGUGUUCUGCUAUUAAGCGAUUAUUUGACAUCAAGAAGAUAAAUACUUUCUUCAGGAACAUGGCGUUAUAUGUGUGGUCUUGACUUAUUUUUCUCAGAACUCUAACUGAAAGUAUUUGGACAACUUAUUUUCCAGGGCCUGGUUUCUCGAAAGAGGUUAAGUUUAACCCAGGAUUAAGCCAGAUUUCAAGCACGGUUUACUCGUCCAUAGGAACAUGCAACUCGAAGUUACAGAAUACUGUUGAGCCUUUACUACGAGAUGCAGUAAUGAUAACACAAAUUGUUAUAUUCCUAGACUUUCACUCAACUAAACAGGGACUGCUAUUGGUUGAUUCUUGAUCACGUGGCCUUGAUUAAAAUCAAAUGUAUUCCGAUCGUGAGACAUUAAGCAAUGUACCCUGCUCGGGAUACAUUACAGCACGUGAAUAAAGCAUGGUGGAAAGUGGCGUGACAGAAGGCGGGAAAAACACUGCCAGUUUUCUUUUUCGUGAAUGAACACAACAACACAAACACGAAGCCUCAAACUAAAAAGCAACGAUUUUUAAAGUUAUCGUAGAAGAGAAACAGCAGCUAGUGGAGGAAAAAGAUGCAGAUAAUAUAAGGAAAGUACUUUGUAAAUCAUUCAUUCAGUGGUUUUGAGAAUUAUAUUUGUGUUGUUAAAAGUACCGAGUCGACUGUUUUGGCUCGCUCCGGUUAUUCUUUUAUCACUGUUGAAGUGAAAGUUUAGAAAUAUAACAAAACACUUAAUGUCAGGUCCCUCGGGAAAUCAGUUAGUUUUGUUUUCCCUCGAUUCCUGAUGUUUCCCUCGACUUCGUCUCGGGAAACAUCAGGACUCUCGGGAAAACAAAACUAACUGUUUCCCUUGGGAUCUGACAUUAAGUGUAUAAUGUUACCCUAAGCAAGGCUUAGGAAGAUAAAAAACAAAAACGGAACAAAAUUUUAAUCCUGGAUUAAUGCUAAUCGGCGUUCCAGGAACCGGGCCCAGGGCGUAAGAUUAACCCGAAAAACUGGAAACUCUACCGCGGAUAAAUUGCUCAGUCACUGCGUUAGUACAGUCAACACUCUAAGACGGACACCCCUUGUGACCGCACUUAGUGUCCAUCUUAGAGAGAUGCCCGUCUUGUAGAGAAUAAAAUAAAAGGAGUAAAGAAAUGCAGGAACUGACACCAUUUGUCCGUCUUAUAGAGGUGUCUGAGAGAGUAGUCUGUACCACGUAAUUUUACCUCGUACUCUAAGCGGACUUGCUCUGAAUAGCAUUUUUUAAAAAACUGCCUUUAUCUUGAUCUACGAUCACAAAGCCUACCGACAUUUUUAAAUCCCACGAAAAAUUAUACUUUCCACCUGAAAAACAUCCGAGGCAGAUUUUUUUUCACUUUCACAGGCUACUUCAUUUUCCUUUCCUGACUUCUUUUGACUAUUUUAAAAUUCUAAUUAAAUUAAUUUUUUGUUAGUGUUACAAGCAAAUUCUGAAUGUAUAAAAGGGAAUAAAAUCGUACUGGGCAGAGUAUGUCCUCUGCAACAAGGGUUUUAAAUUGCCUAAAGAGGAGACUUGUUCAGUUAGUUUGCUAAGGUUUCGCCUUUCUGAAUGCAUUAACUAUGCUGAAAGCGGCGAACUUGUUUUAUCACCUGUUUUUACCAUAAAUGUGGCAAAAACCAAACGGAAUUUUCAUAAUUUACUCCGCAGAAGAUAUCAGACCGUGUUUUCAUUUAAAGACCUAUAUAAACUAACUUAUUCCUUAUGUCAGACUUGACCACUUUAAUUGCCUUUUUCUUUUUUAUCUGUAGUGAUUUGCAAAGCCAAACAUUAAAAUAAAAAGAUUUUCAUAAACUCGAACCAGAAUAUAAUUUUUUCUCCUAGUAGUUACUGAUUACUGAGUGUUUAUGGAAAAAUUGCAUCGUGUGAAUAUCAUCGGUUAAUUUGAAUUUUAAGGUCGCCAAUUUUUUUCCUCUUACAAGCCGGGACAGACAACACAAAAUGGAUUGAUGUCUCUUUUAUAAUUUAAUACGGCCGUCAAUCAUCCAACACGUACGAGCUAAUAUUUUAAAUAUUACUGUUUGCAUAUUGAAGAUUUCUGAUGAACAGAAGUAUCGACUAAUCAUGACCGCUGAAUCCUUCAUGAAGUGGAAACUAAUCCACAGAGGAAAAUAUUACGAAAUUGAAAUCAACUGCUACGCACAAAGGGAUGAGUGCCACUCAACUUGAUUAAUACGUGGUAUAUACUCGGACUCUACGUGGGGCCAGUAUUUCAUAAUAGUCUUAAUGAAACUGGCUGUAGUUUCAACCUCAUUUGCCUUCUGCACUCGAAUGUUUCUAAUAUCACCUUAAUAUAUUCAGCUGUAGAUUUUUGAUGGCGAAGGUGUCGUUUUCUCUGUUUUGGAGUUUAUUCGCCGUUCUUAGCUUUUCACUGGAGAUUUACAUAAUAACAUAAUCCCUCUCUGCACUGUCCUCUUAUCUAAAUAUUGCUUUAGCAUUUCCAAGUUUAGAAAAACAAUAUAGGAGUAAAUUAAGCAAGCUGUUUUUUCACCGCACCUCAAUUUUUCAUUUCAGCUCGCGAAUUAGUACAAAUUAUGAGAAAAUUCCCAGUUACCGAGGAAGUUACUACCAUGAAUAGAAUUAUAUUUUUGCGUCUUGAAAGUUUAAUUUUAAAAGAAAGCAAAAUGACGUCGUUGCGAUCAAGGGCCAUUAAAAUAUCCCUUUGUUUCACUUCCUCUAAAGCUGUAUUGUUCAACUGUUGUUUUUGUCAAUUCAUUUUCGUCUCAAUUUCAUAUUUCUUUCGGAGACGAAACUUGGUUUUUUGUUUUUUUUUUUUUUUUAAAAGGAACACUUUAUAUCACAAGCCUUGGAGACCUGUAAAAAUGCAAUAACCAUUGAAAAAAUUUAUCAGGCGACUUUAAUUUGGUGAUAUGCUUUAGCGGGUGCUUCUAGAAUGACUCCGUGGCAACGCCGAAAAGAAAGACAACUUAAAGUGAACAUUACUCAGCAAUUAACAGGUCUGCGAGUUGAUUGCUGUGUAGGUUUUAAGUUGUCUCACAGCAUCUCCACCGCCCGCCCGGUGAUUAUUUAUAUAUUUCCAGCUGAUGAGAUAAUAACAACUUGACCCAAUCGCCCAAUUAUCUGCAUUGUCUUAAUCCGGGAAUCUUUAUCACUCGCGACCGCAGGCCGCUUGAAUAGGGGUCGUAUAAAGAGAUUAGUUGCGUUGUUACUGAGUAUACAGAAGGGCUGACAAGACGGCUUGCGGGUUUGUCUAAUUUCUAAUGGCCGUUCUUCAGGUAAAGGAACUGAAACUCCUCUUGUUUUUUAACAAUCCAUUUUCCAAAUAAUCGCCGUCUAUUUGCUCCCUAUUUUGGUCUUGUUUACUUCUGGUUUUACAACAGGAAUUAUCACACAGAAAGGAUAUUUUAUUGGUAAAGGGUCUACACAAAUGGCGGUAAUUUGUAGCCGUGCAGCAUUCUUAACCUUUGGUUACGUCAACAAAUGAAUCUGAAAGUAGAAUUGACGCAAGUGAUCGAAGGCUAUGACGUGCUUCCAAGAGGGAAAGAAAUACAAUGGCUUAUUUCCUUCCUGUAGCAAUAUCCCUCGUGAAAGCAUAAUUAUUUCAUAGCAAUCACUUUGCUCAAUUCUUUUCAAAUAUGAUUUUAGAAACACCAGCCAUUUGUAUCGGGACAAAAUACUGUAAAUAUUUUACUUAUGACCGACGUGGUAUAAAUUUAGUGUCAGAUUAUUGCCUUUUAUAAUACACCGCUAAUCAUGUUCAGUUCCUCGAGGAAUUCGAUGCCAUUAAUAACUCGCAAGAAUAACACUGGCUUUAAAAUAAGUUCUGGGUAAAGUUGCAAGUUAUAUUGGACAAAAUGGCUGGCGUUAUUGAAGUUUGGCCUCUGUAUCGUAUCAAUUACGUCGAAUGGAAUUGCCAAACACCAGAGAAAUGAUUUUAAUUCUGUUUUGAUUGAAGACUAACGUUUAAGAAAACAACGUAUUUUACAGACGUACGGACAUCAGACUGCCUGCUUUUCAACGACAAAAACACCUGUUUAUUUUAUAAAUUUAAAAAAAUUUACCCAGGAAAAUCUCCCAGCCAACCGACGGGCAAGUCUUAAAUGUUGUUGAAUGUGCGACGAUAUAAUUAUUAAAAUGAUUUGUACGAAUUUUCUGUUAGUCAAACAGGGAACGAAAACUCAAGCUUCAAGAACUCAACCCGUUUAUCACAUGCAAACUUUGCAGUGGCUAUUUGAUCAGGCCAACUACGAUCACAGAAUGUCUUCACACAUGUAGGUACCAGUCAAAUACACAACCCUUUGUUACACUCGCCGUAAUUUGUCGGCGAUAAAAACGGAAUAUUUUUAAUUAUUGCCCACCGCGUCUUGUAGUAAAAUUAUCGCCAAAAUCCGGUAUCGUGUUUUGGUAAUACAAACAUCGUUCACCCCUUAACUAACCUAAAACCCAGUAAUAUAUUUCCAUUUGUUGUAACUCCUCUGGUCAUUGUGCUAAAAACAUCUGCGUUCAUUUGUUAUGUGGACCAUCAAACACUAUUCAUUUCUUUAUUAGUUUAACUCGUGGAGACGAGACUUUUUUCAUAUUCCGCUGAAAUUAAAUCGACAAAAGUUCUGUUGAUCUACGACCAACGAAUUUUCGUCUUUGAAUUCGCUUGUAAGUGGUAUUAGCAAACUUGAGCGCACUGGUGAUUUUCGAGCGCUUCUCCCUUGUCGCGUCAUAAUUAUUCAUAAGAUGACACUCUUUUGACACUUUGAGAUAAUUUUAUUAGAUACAACAGUGGGUAGUGAUAAGCCUGAAAUAUGAUAACAAUCUUGAAACUUAUAACAAGAUCAGUCACUAAAAACGUCCACUACCCAAAGCUGCUAAAAGUGCGGUCUUGUACAAUGACCAUCAUAGGAAAAUUUAAAUGGCUUUCAGCCCGACCUCCAACGGCGAAUGCUUUGCAAUCGCACAGAUGCCCUGGGACUUGGCAAUUGUUCGCAUUUCAUUAUGUAUUCUGUGUAGUAGGAGAUAAUAAAGUACUCUAAGGGAAUAUACAUUACAAUAUUAACAGAUCGCCCACGGGUAUCCAGCAUGAUAAGACGUUAAGAUGAGAAUAUGAAUUUGGAAUCAGAUUCCUGAGAAAGAGAAUCGCGUUUGGCGUGAAUAAGUUCAAAAGAUUUGCGAAAAAUUAAUCCAGUUUGCCUUUUACCUGGGGAGUAGCGUGAGAUUUUGAACCUGUCGUACAUGGUUUACGCACGCCGAGAAGAAAAGUUGUUGCGACGAAGGCGGCGUAAAGUAAGGGGGUCUGGGGGCAUGUUCCCCCAGAAAAUUCUUAAGUUUAGGGUCUCGAAAAUGCCAUUUCCAGCGUUUUCAGUAAAUUAAUACGAAGGGAAAUGCAGUAGUUAGUUCUUAAGUUUACCCAUCUCUAGUGUUGUCGGUAAGAUACAGUGUUUACGGAAGAAAAAAGGCCAGUGACGCUAUCAGAAUUAUGGAAUAAUUAAAAGGUAAAGGAAAUAAUAACACAAACACACCUAUAGUGCGAAAAAUGUAUCAGUCAUCCCGAUUCAAUGGUAAAAAAAUUAUUUUUCAGGAAAUAAUUCUAUAUAGCUGUAGAUGGACGCACGGGGGGCUUAUGUGCGUUUGUGCAUAUAUAUUGACGCUAUGCUCCUGCUUACGUUUUACAUUAAAAGAACUGUGGCGAAUUGUAAACAUGCUCGGCAACAACAAAGGGUCUACUCAACUUCUGGUUGCAAGUGUGUAUGCUUUGAGGUAAAAAAGAUGUUUUCUUUUCUCCAGGAGUGGACAGCAUGAUUUUAAGUUUCUGAGGAGUUGCCUUUAAAAUUCGAUUAUGGUAUAGUUAGUUCAUCAGCGCGAUUUGAGGAUUCUCUUCAUUGGCGUUCUCGAAAGUCCCGAACACAUUUCGGACCCGAAAAGUCUCGGCCGGGACUUCAAGAAGCUUCAGUCUUUCCCAGGUCUUUCGCCUGAGCCGUAUUACGGAUACAAAGCUGCAAGGUCUGGCUUGUUUUUCGCCUUCCACGGCUUAAUUGCAUUUUACUCAAACCUGAUCCCUAGCAAUAAAACUGACAAAAGUGCUAAUUAAAGUUUAAAACGUCGCAAUCGUGAUCUGCUCCAAAGCAUGUUUGCACGUUAAACAUCAGAUUAUUGGCUAAAAAAACUUGCUCGGUCGGGCAUUUUUCUCGAAAGAGUCGUGUGAGUUGUUAAGUAACUUUUCUAUGUCUUCAUUUCUCGUGAUCGACGUUCAGCUCUCACGUAGCAAUCUUUGAAUUCUACGUUUUAACUUUUACCCGAUUGCGACCAGAAACGUAUCGUUUUGAAAAGGUGAAAUUUCGUGUCUUUUUCCAUUUCGUUCUUCGCUUUCGAACCUUGGCAAUAAGCCCAGCGCCCUGCGGCUGAAAAAAUCAAAGGAUAUUCUUCAAUACCUUUGUUGCACUUGGAUGAACUCAAGUGUGCGCACGAAAAGUUUAGUACCAGCGCAUGUCAUCUAAAGCCCCAGUUACAAGGGAGCAGUAUCAGCUUACCUUAACAGGGACGACUCAGACCUUUUACAUAAACAAUGGGUCAAAGUAACGAACCGAUUAAAUGAGAACGAAGCGGAACGGUUAACAACUUCUGUUCGGAAUUCACAUUUUAAUUCUUGAAAACGGUAUGAAAAAUUGCCGCGGAUGGUCGGACCAUUUUAUAGAGCUAUAGUCUAACCUCUUCUUAGUGACACCUCUCUUUAACGGACAGUUCGUUUGGUCCCAGAAAUGCCAAAAAUCAUACAUUCCCUACCUCUAUAAUACGGACACCUCUGUAAAGCGGACAAUUGGUUCUGUCCCUUUGGUGUCCGUACUAAAGAGGUUUGACUGUACUUUCCAAAUGGCUUCGUAUCUGAUUCAUGCCAUUGGGAAAUCUAGAUUUGGAUUCCGAAUUUCCCAGUGAAACGAAAACUCAUUUAGUCAAACUCCACGCAAAUUCACGCAGACCCAAAGACGAAUUUUAGUAAAAAAAUCCAUCUGCGCACUGGAUUACAAUCAACAGAUUAUGGCACGAGAUUCUUUUGGAUUUCGUGCUUAAAUCCCAUUUACCGGAUUGACGGCACCCUGAGUCUUUUCCCGCAUAGGUCAACUAACAGCCACUUUUUUUUCGCAGUGGAUAUUCAGUCUUGUCAGUUUACAACGGCCACCUGACCCUUUCUCAAUGCCAUUGCAGAGAGGGUCUCCUGUGUCAGGUUACGCCAGAGAACGUCAAAGCAGAAGUUUUAGAUCGCAAAAAUUCGGGUUAAACUUUUCAGAUAGAUCAUAAUUUUUUAUCAUUUUUUACCCCUCUACCACAGCCUUCAUAUCAAAUAGAAAUACAACACUUAUAUGCCAUUCCGUGCUGUAUUAUUAGGAGAAGUUAAUGAAGACGUCGACCGCCCACCCGGAGGGGUACUCAACAAAUGUUUAUACGGGGAGGCUCCGCCCCGAGGUCCAUACCUAAUUACAUACCUUUUUCACGAGAAAAGUACCCCUUUCGUACACCUUCUAUGGACAAAUGGUACCCUUUACAUAACUUGUUUAGAACUUUGCAUCCCCUUUAACUGCUGUAAAUGCACAGUCUUUUAAAUAGGAAUCAAUCACAAAAAAUAGAACGUUUUCUCGACUUUAUAAAGCCAUGAAAUUCACCUGUAAGCCCUUUGGGCCUUUUUACAGACCUAAAUGACAGAUUUCCCUACGCUUCUAUAUACUUCAACUAGUGAAUUCUCUACCCUUUUAUAUACCUGAGGCCUGAAAAAGAUACACCUUUCCGGAGGAGCCCUCCGCGUAUAGGUCGUCAUAGGGAACACCCCUUCCGGGACCGCCUCUUGGGUGACGCGUUCUCUGGUGUAAAGUCAACUCAACCCUGACUCUACUUACUUACGUCGGUACCUACUAACCUAGCAACCCGCAGGCCUAUCUGCUACUUGCCCGGCACGCUAAUAGCAUUAUGGUCGUUUCCGCUUAGUUUGCAGGUCCUGUAUUGUGAAACACUUGCAAGACAGUGACGACAACCAAUGUCCAAUUUGUGCAAUUCUUAUUCACGAGACCAACCCGUUUGACAUGCUCAGGUAUUUAUCAUCAGAAAUCUUCUACUCUUUGUGUUAGGGUUACGGUUAGGGUUAGGGUUUAUUGUUAGAGGGUUAGGGUUUGUUGGAGUUAGGGGUUAGGGGUUUGGGUUAGGGUUAGGGUUAGGUUUAGGAGUUGUCUCGGGCAGACAAAUAAUGACAGUAAGAGAAACCACAGACAAAUCAAAAAUGAAAUUAUAAAAAAAUACUUCCAGGAAGGUGACGAUACCCUAUUAAUUUUACACCUCACAUAAUGUUAGCUAGCAUUUUGGCUAAAGUCAGAUCAUUCCAGAAUCGUAUUUUGUUGGGUCUAUGGUAAGGAAGAGCUGAAAUCGCUUAGCAAGAAGCUAGUGCGAACAUUGGGCCGGAUAUUUCAAAUGCGCAACUACAAUAAGGCUAUGUUUUCACUAUUGCGGAUAGCACCUAACCGAUAUAUGACUCUACACUUUAGAGAUCGCCGCGGCGCAGCUUCUCUCAGGGGCACCCAACGAGAAUAUAGUUGAAAACCACUUAAACAUAGCAUUUUUAAACGUAUUUCAGUAUUUAAACGGUAGAUAUCGGCAUAUUUUUAUCCCCUAAAAAUUUUUCAUCUGUUCGAAUUUCCUAGCUGAAAGUCUAGUGAUCCGAAAAUUAAAGGGAUCAAAACUUACCUUUUCGAAAAUUUCAGCCAGAAAAAAGGCUCCCAAAAAUUCUAGGUGACCUUUUUAGGGUAAAAAUCGGUUAAAAAUCGGCAAUUAUACCAUUUUUUAAAUGUUCAAAAAUCCUAGGAGAGUCAGGCAAGCAAGAAAUUUUACAAAAAAUGUUCUGAAAAUUCUAGAUCUCAAAUCGUCUUCCGAACAGAUAUUUUCCGAAAAACUGACGUUGGGUGCCCUGUUCUCUCCGUUACAGAAAUCGCGCCGAAAUCACGGUUCUUAAGUGUGAACAGAAGCCAUAUCCAGUAUGGUUUUCGUGCAUGCGCAAACGCUAUGCGAUAUAGUGUCAACUAAAAGAGAAAAAUCUCUUGGUGUGAACAUAGCCUAAUUUUUCAUUAUUGAUUUGUCUUUGGAUUUGGUAAUCUAUGGCAAUUAAAGUUUGAAUCACUGGAACAUGGCCCACAUAGCACGUGCGGGGUUUUUAAGAGAAGGGAGAAAUUUCGAUGAACUAACUGGCGCCUGCCACGCAGGCUAAAAGAGACAUUUUAUACUAAAAAUACGUGUUUUACAAAUCACGCAAAACUAAAUUCAAAUAUAUUUUACUCUACUUCAAGUUAUCUAUCUCGGUUCUGGCGUCAUAGCGCAACGUGCUUGAAGGACAGCAACUUUCAUAAUAAUAUUGAUUGUACUCAUAGUAGUUUUUUUAAGUUAAUCGUUUGUAUUUUUUAACAGGUCGGACCAAACCUUGGAGGAUGUAAUUUACAAACUUGUUCCCAACCUACAAGAAAGUAAUGAUAGAAAUUUUAACCUUUUAUUGUCGAGCUAGUUAACACUAAUGGAAGCGUCAUGAAUAGUCGUCGUUGAGUUCUAUUAAAUCCAGAAACGAAUUGGAGUGUAAAAAUCUUUAGGAGAGUCUGUUACGAUACGGAUAGGAUGAGAUGUCAAAACGAGCGGAAGUUAUUUUUCUCCUUUCGAUCACGACAUUGCUUUGUGAAAACUCAAAUUCACGCAAGUGGAAAAAAAUGCUAAUCGGGAAAACAGCUCGACUCAUUGACGGUUGCUGUUCUCGAAAUUCCGUUUAGAUUAAAUGGGCUUUUAUCCAUUAUGCUAAUCAGCUUCUUAAUCUGCUAACUUUUGAAUGAACUUUUCUGAGUUACUUACAAUAGAAUCAUUUCUUGCCGGAUAAAUCCAUAGAUCCAUUCAGCUGCUAUUAAGCUUAAGUUUGGCAACGACAAAGAACACUUUUUUUUGACCUCAUACUUACAUCCAGGAUUGCCAGUGUCUAGACGAGUGUGUAAACCAGUACAAUGCGUUUGCCACUUCCAUCCCACGGGGCGGGGAACGCUCAUCGGCCGGAAACUAAGGAUUAAAUCUCUAAUACGAGACCAAUCUCAGAGUGGCUAAGGCUUUAUUUGACCCUUAAGAGAGACCAUACUCCAACAAAGUAUGAUGGUCUUUGCUUUUUUAUGCCGGUAGAUAUUUUUUUACGCACACUCAGUCAUCCUAAUAUUUACCUUCGAGUAACGCGCAUCCCCUUUCGGUUUCAUCUGGGGGUGCCCUUCGUUCGGUUGACACUAGAAAGGUCGUAAUAGAAUAGAGACUCUUGUUCUUGGGCCAUCGUAGUUUGAUCAAAAAUAAAACACAAGCAGGGGUGAUAAACAUUGUGAGCUUUGACAUUUUUAUAAACUUGACGUUUCGUAUGCUAUUCAACAUACUUUUUACAUUUUUUCGUCGGUGAAGGCACGCUAUUAAUAGUAAACCCUUUAAGACGAUAGAUUUUUAGUGAAAAGUUUUGACUCACGUACCCUUCUCCAAAAAGGAAGCUAAAGGAAGGAUAUUUGAACAAGGUGUUUCUUUAUUUAUUUGUUCCAGAUGAGCAGCAGCGGGAGAUACACUUCCAUAAAGAACACAAAUCAGAUGAAGAAAAGGAAGCAAGCGAGGAAAACAAAGAAAACAACGCGGCGAGUAUGUUGAGUGAGCCCCUGUUCAUUUGGAUAAAUUUUUGUGAUGAUAGAUUUUGUAUUCUGUUAAAAAUUUUCAAUAAAUGAUGAGCAAAAUUGUAAAAGUUAUAAAUUUUGUGUCCAACAAUGAGAAAGACAGAACUUUGUAGACGCUAUUCUUACUUAAUAUGUAAUCUCAUCUCUAGUUCCAGAUUCAACCACGGACGAGCCCGCGGGCAAAAGAGUGAAACUGUCAGCCGAUGAUUACGACAGCAAAGAAAACUUUCACCGCGAUGACCCACAAAUUGGCGUGUGCCUGGAAUGUUUGACGUGAGUUAAUUCUUAUUAUUAUUGAAUGAUUACAACAAGACACCGACAAGUAAAUCAAGACAGAAACCCGUCUUCUAAUUUUCUACAGUUAUUAUAACGUUCGAUGCAUUCGACGAGGGAGAACGCGUUUUUAUCUUGCAGGCAGAAGAAAUUGACAUCAGAGACAUUUUUUUGGGACUGCCAUUUAUUAUUCGGGCUCUUCCCUAUCCUCUUCACAGGGGAAUUUUCGGUCAGUAAACGUUUAACUACUUUGAUGCGGUGGGAAAACUGGUUAUUCUGCAACUGCCUCCGUCGAAAGCACGCCCCUAACGCGCUUAGGUGAUGUUUACACUGUACCGGAUACUUUUACGCCGGCAAGAAACCAGACCGGAUAUGGUUUCUGUUUACUCGUAUGAAGAGAGAUCUUGGCGCGAUUUUUGUGACAGGAGCGAGGCGCACGCCGCGCCGAUCUCUAAAGUGGAAUGGGUCUGAGUCAAUAACACAUGAGGCCGAAGGCCGAAUGAGCUAUUGACUCAGAGGCCAUGAGGGGGAGAGGAAUAAUUGUUUUAGUAAAAUCCAACUAGCUGGUCAAAAAAUAUCAAGACAAAACAACUUUAGCUAGUUAAAGCUAGAAUUUAAUCCUUUUUUGCCGCCAAAAAGCCGGCGCUUUGCGCUACUAGUGGGCUUUAACAUGUAGCCUAGUAGUAGCUUAACCAAUCAGAACGCAGCAUUAAUGAAAGCUGACCACUAGUUGGAUUUUACUAAUAUCGGAUAGUUUUUCCUGUGGGCCUAUCCGGCCGUAUAGUGUGGAUUUAGCUCUGGUUAUAGCAUCCCCUGCCUCGGUAGCUCUUUUAUAUGCAAUCAUCCAAAUACGGAGGGGACAAUACUAUAUAAAUAAACUCUUCAUAUGUAGACGCGAGAGUCCACCUCCUUAAUUUAAUGAUCCUCAGAGAGGUCGGUCUACCAGCUUAGUCCCUGCUGAUUUGCCAGAAAACACAAGCAGCUUCACACUGGAACCAUUAACAAAAAUACUAUAUAGAUCUAGCCAGAGCUAAAUUGGAAGCUCCCGUUUAUGCAUUUACAGUUUAUUUCAGACAAUUGGAACCGUUGCAAAGAAAUCCACAGAUAUAUAUUUAAAUUUAGGGGAGGCCAUAUGACUUUUGAGGACUAGCUGAAAAACAAAAACUUAAAAAGCUGAUAAAUGGUCAGCAAAAGACUUACAAAAAACACGUGGCCUCGAUAAAUUGGCACCCGAGCCCGUGAUACGGUCAUGUGAUUCUGGUCAGCAGAUACCCUGUUUUGACAGCUGUCAAUUGACCAUAGUAUGGAUGUCUAUUUUCAAGUUAAACAUAGGUUACAGACUCCCAUACCAGAUAGAAAAUGUGACAUUUCGCACAUGUGGUGCCAACCGACUGACGUACGCACGCGUGUACGGUCACCUGGCUACCAAAAUUUCUCGGAUGCAUAGAUAGCCAAAUUUUCUUACCCAUGGUGCUCUGCCGCGCUCCAAGAGCUUCGUUUUAAGACUGCGGUGAGCACACGUGGCAUAUAAACGAAGUGAACAACGUGUGUGAAUUCCACCUCGUUCUGUUUCAGUGACAACUCACUCCAAGAUCCACCUGUGAGAGAACUGGUUCGGAAAUACAUUCGCUGUUCUUCGCGGUUGACAAUAGCGCAGGUCAAGAAAUUUUUGAAAGUCAAGCUUGAUCUUAAAACAGCGGACCAGGUAAAUCAAUAAACACAGUUAACUCCGCAAUUCAUUUCAAUUAAAACUUAUUACUGUAAGUGACAGAGAUUUUUCGGCUGUUGGGACAUUUAGUAUUGCAAAGAGAUAUUCUUCACAACCAAUAAAUGUUUGAAAGUUACGCAUGCGCAGAGCUUUCGGAAACCGCCAUCCAUCCAUCCAUCCCUUCAUCAGUGACGUUUGCUGUUAUUCGCAGCCUCGUUUUGAUUAGGUUGCUUAACUUUCAAGAGCUUGUUGUUGUUGAAGAAUGUUUCUUAUCACUAUUGUUAUGUAGUUGAGAUUUGAAAGUAAUGCUCUAAUUGUGUUGGCUUUGUCUCUCUAUGAUAGGACAGAAGCAAAUCAUAACAUUGGCAGCUGAUUAAAAAAAAAUAAAAAAAUAAACAGAAUAAGCUAAAAUAAAGUUCCAGCAUUGGAACUGUCGCUUGAGCGAAUAGCAAGUGUUUGGGUGGUUGUGCUCCGCUGGAACUCUAAGACCAUUAUACUAUACCUCACUCAUGUACAGUUGAAAUUUUCGACACCAUUUUGGUACUGAAACCCAAAUCUAUAUCCCCCGAGACUAUUCUUCGCUUUGUAUGUUAUCUAACCCUCAAAUACAAAUGCUAAUACGACGUUAUAUUCUCACACCUCUGCAUAUUUUUUCUGUAAGUAAUUGACCCCUAAUUCUCAGCCAAAACUCACCGCUCUCUCUACUACCUCAGACUACACUAUCAAAACCUGCCACCUCUUUUUCAAGAGCAAAUGAAUUAUGAAUGAGACCCCUCGCGCUAAGUGAGUGUUGAUUGAAAAAUUUGAGGUUGAUUGUAAUUGACUGGAAAGGUUACCUUUUAUUAUUUCGUAACUUUCUAAAAGAGAAUACUUGUCGCGUUUAGGUACUUUUUUUAUACAGCGCUAUUCUCUCUUUUAAGGUUGAGGUGAUGUGCAACGGCGAAAUUAUGGGUAAAGAUCACACGCUGGAGUUCGUAUACAUGACAAGAUGGCGGAUAAAGGUGAGAUAAAGACGAGGUUCUUAAUAUGAAGAGUUUCGGCUUGUAAUCUUUCUGGUAAAAAAGGCUAUCAAUGAUAGUGUCUUUUGAACAUAAUGUAUCUCACAGGGUAGUACAGUCUAACCUGCAUGCGGAUCAGUCGGGGGAAGUUUGCCCUUGGAUAUUGGAGCUCACUGGAAGGGUUAAUGUACGCCUGUGUAUCUUUACUCUCAAGUUGACUCAAUGGCGUCUAUUUUUUUUUUUUGGCGUCUAUUGAUACCAACCAUGUGCAUGAAUGGGGCACCAUAAAGUCCAUAAAGCUCAGCUUAUACUUUUAUUUACGUAUACUGAUGCGAAUCUUGAUCUAAACAAGUAUUUGUCAUCAGAUAUUCCAUUUUUAAUUAAUUAUUUAAAAAUAAUUUCCAUUUGCUAUUAACCAUUUUUUUCCUUUUCAGGAAGGAUCCGUACUUACGCUUCAGUACAGACCACGAAUGGAUUUUUUCUGAGGCUUAUCUCAUGAGGUCUGCUCAUCGUAGGUGCCAUACAGUAGGCCAAACCGAAAUGGUCCGAGGAUUGUCAGUGCCACUCCCACGUCAUAUCCAGCCAAAUUGGGAGACCUUUUGCAGAUAGCAAAUAAAUUCAUGGUGUAAAUUAAUUUUAUGAUACGAUAUGUAGUAUAUUUAUUAAGAAAGACACACAGAGAGAUAAUUGUACAUUAAAAGUCAUGGUUAGCUAUAAAAAGGACAGAUAUUUAAUUGUAAAAAGUAAGCUUGGAGUAUUUUGCCCACGUGUUUUUCGUGAGUUUCACAUUGAAAUCUAAACUAAACCAUUUAAUAUAAUACUGACAUAAAAACAUUUAACCGAAGCGACCGAAAAAAAGUGGAGAAAAACCUUAUGUGUAAGUAAAAGUAAACAAGAGUGAACGGCUAAUGCAGUGUUUGGAAUUAAAAUUCAGUUCUAAUUGUUCGCGUAUGCCUGAAGUUAAUCAAGAGUGAGUUAAUACAAGUCAAUUUUGAAUUAGUUUUCCUUUUAACUUUUUGCGGCCAAGCGACAUUUUAAAUCCAAAAAUACCGUAAAAUUCCGAAAAUGAGCCCCUCCAUGUAGAAGCCUCUCCAAAUAUAAGCCCCCCAAUCCGGUAACGCAAAAAACCCUCCGUUAAAUCGCCCCUCCAAAUAUAAGCCCCCCGGGGGCUUGUACUUGGAAAAUUGCCCUCAAAUACAAAGUAAAACAAAGCAAAAACCGCAAAUUUACUUCCAAC